Molecule: messenger RNA, 1488 nt
Organism: Rhodotorula toruloides NP11
Lineage: Eukaryota; Fungi; Basidiomycota; Microbotryomycetes; Sporidiobolales; Sporidiobolaceae
Product: exopolyphosphatase
Exons: 12
Coding region: 1-1488 (495 amino acids)
Cellular component (GO): cytoplasm
Molecular function (GO): exopolyphosphatase activity
Source: RefSeq, a predicted model, not a curated record
AUGCGCUGGCUACCUCUGCUAGCUGCUUCGGCUCUGUCUCUAGCUCCUGCUGUCCUUACCCUGCCAGCAGAUUCGCUCGAAGCCCGCCAGCAGACCGUCAUCAGUUCGAGCGACCUCUUGGGCGAACAGCAGGGACAAGGCAGCGCGGCGGGCUUUAUGCACGGUUCGGAGGAAGAGCACACGGGUACAGGGUGGCUGAGCCAGUGGAGCAGACAGAACAAGGACGACUUCCUGGAAGCGUUACGGAACAACAAUGCAGACGAAUACAUCGUCGUGAUGGGCAACGAAGCGGGAGACCUCGACUCGCUCGUCUCGGCCGUUGCGCUCUCCUUCAUGUACAACCACCUCGACCCGCCUCAGAAAGCCGUCGCUCUCUUACAGACUGAGCAGGACGCGCUCGACUUGCGGCCUGAGAACGCUCUCGCGCUACACUACGCUAAAAUGAGUUCGGGACACCGUGACUUGCUGACCGCCGACGAGCUUCCGAUCAAGCCCGUCGACAUGGGCCACCGCAUCAAAGGCAUCGCGCUCGUUGACCACAACGUUCCUCGCUCGGACUGGAGCAAGGCUCGCAUUUCUGCCAUCAUCGACCACCACGAAGACCGAGGCUUUGGCAACGACACCGCCAACCCGCGCAUCAUCGAGCGGUCCGGAUCCUGCUCUUCUCUCGUCACUCGCUACGUCCUCGACAACCUACCCGGUGCCGACAAGGCGUAUCCGAUUCCGCCUGCAUACGAAAUGCUUGAGUACGCGGUUGCCGACAAUGCUGCAGAGUCGCAGGUUCGAGCGCCUUUGCCGCAAGAACUUGUUGAGCUGCUUCUUCGAACAAUCGCAAUCGACUCCUCCGGCCUCGACAAGGACUCGCGCCAACCCGUCGACGUCGAGUCUGCCUCGCGCCUCUUCGCUCGCAGCUCAUGGCGACACCGCAAGCUGAAGGAGGUCAUGGACACGCUCGACAAGGACCUGAAGGCGUCUCGUCGUGCGCUCGACGGUCUUGACGUUCGAAGCCUGCUCCGCCGUGACUGGAAGGGCGACAGCAUCCCGACGCAGUCAAAGAAGUACCCGCACAUCGCGCUCGGGUUCGCAUCGUCUCCCGUCUCGCUCGAAGAGCAGAUCAACCGGACGCCCGAAGGCACCGCUCCCGAGUGGUUCGCCAUCGAGCGAGCAUGGACCGCCGAGAUCCAAGCCGACGUUUCGGUCGCUCUCACCAACUUCCGCGACCACAAGACGGGCGAGAAGACGCGGCAGAUCGCUCUCGUCGUGGCACACGGCUACGGAAAGCGCCUUCAUGAGGGCUCCGCCAACCGCCUCUUCAAACAGCUCCGCCACGCCAUCGAACACGCCGGCGUCAAGGACCUCGACAAGUGGCACAGGCCGGACAAGAAACCUCUCCUCGCGCGACGGGCAGUGUACCAGUAUCAGGGCGACUACAGCCGCAAGUUUUGGAGACCGAUUCUUGAGAAUGUCGUGAAGGAGUGGGAGGGGUGA